GGCCAGUGAUCAGAGUCACAGUCUGAUAGAUCAAUCAAUCGUCUGAUCUCAAGGCUUCUUACUCCCUUCUCUUCCUCCUCCCCCACCCUCUCACUCCACUCUCUCCCCCUCGAGUCUGAGGAAUGGAAAAUCUAACCGAACUUCAGAACCCUUUGCUGGAGAAAGGCAACAGACAUGUCAAGGGCGAUUUCAGCUAUCAGGACGAUUACAGUGAACGGGACUACAAGGAGAAGAUUUUCAACUACUUUGUGAGCAGCAGUUCCAACAAGAACAAGCCCAAAGGCAACUUUGCCCAUCAGCUGCUGGACGCCAGCUCCUUACACCUGGCUGUGGAAGCUUUUUACCGACCAAAUUUUAUCCUGUACAAGGAUGAGACUAAGGACGAGGUCAAGGAUUACAAAGGUGACAGUUGUGAGACCACCUUCACGGAGGACAAAAACUUGACUAUCGAUUCGCCUGGCCGCGAAUCUAAACUAGCGGAGUUGGCAGAGAACGAGGCUAAAAUUCAAACCGUCUCGUAUGAGGUGGAGGAGGAGGAAUUUCACGAGUGUGAGAGCGACUGCUCCAGCGACAGUGACAGUGAGGACAACUUCAUCUUGACCCCACCACGUGACCACCUGGGCCUCGCCAUCUUCUCGAUGCUCUGCUGCUUCUGGCCUCUAGGCAUUGCUGCGUUCUACUUCUCCCAGAGGACGAGCAAAGCGAUUGCCAAGGGAGACUAUCCACGAGCAAGUUCAGCCUCAAGGAGAGCUCUGUUCCUAGCUGCACUUUCCAUCACCAUCGGAACAGGAGUGUAUGUGGGAGUGAUUGUGGCUCUCAUUGCUUACUUAUCAAAACCAGGACAUGUAUAGUGUCAAACUCCAGCACACUUGCCUGGAAGAUUUUGGAAAGACAGUUCUUCAUAUGUUUGACUAUCUAAUGUUAUUACCCUAUUAACUGAGUAACGUGUGUGUAUUAUUCAUUGUAUGGCCAUUUGGAUAUGGAAUGUUUCUGUUGCCUGUACCAAGGAGAUUGGAGAUAUUUGCUACACAUCCUUGCACUGACUGGGAGGUUCACACCCCCAGAGCCAACCAGCAUUCAAGAGCAGUUUAUGUAGCGAAGGGUACUGACAGACCCACCACAAGGCACAGCACCUGAUACAGGGAAAGGUGGCAGAGAUAGAUGGCUGCUGAAGCCGACUGUUGCAAUCUCACCCCAAGCGAGUGGCCUGGGCAGGUGAUAUCUGUGUAGUGAUCUGCCCCAAUACUUGUGGGAGGGAAGUGGGGUGCGUGGGAUGGGGGGCGGGGGGUGGAGAAGAAUGCUAGAUAGAGCCGCGGGAAAUGGAAGAAACGGAGAGAGAAAAUGUAUAAAUGUAAAUAACUAAUGAGCUGAUCCGGGGCAAAUGAAGUCAGUACAUGGUGGAUAUGCCAAUCAGAUGAAAAUAGGACAUUCACUGUUGCUAAGCAAAUGAUGCCCUAAAAAUUUCCCCUCUCACUGAGCCAAUUAUACCGCAAUUAGCGGUUCAUUGUUAAAAUAUCAUGAAAGUUUCCUCUGUUUCUGUGCACUGGCCAUUCUAUAAAUAAAGUAUGUGAAACAAAUGGCUCAGACACCAGUGUAAUUCUGCAGCAACGAUCAUAUGGUUCUAUUUGAAAUAUUCAAAAAAAGACUAAUUUUUAAAAAUCUGUAUUCAUCCAAUAAUUAGCAGAAUGAUGAG
This is a messenger RNA of Callorhinchus milii (elephant shark), 1693 nucleotides long. It is a transcript of the gene syndig1l, whose product is annotated as synapse differentiation inducing 1-like. Gene Ontology annotation, cellular component: intracellular membrane-bounded organelle; membrane. Lineage: Eukaryota; Metazoa; Chordata; Chondrichthyes; Chimaeriformes; Callorhinchidae. The record is from RefSeq and is a predicted model, not a curated record. The coding region runs from base 123 to 851 and encodes 242 amino acids. The transcript is spliced from 3 exons.